Molecule: messenger RNA, 3954 nt
Organism: Melozone crissalis (California towhee)
Lineage: Eukaryota; Metazoa; Chordata; Aves; Passeriformes; Passerellidae
Gene: PELI1
Product: pellino E3 ubiquitin protein ligase 1
Exons: 7
Coding region: 252-1508 (418 amino acids)
Biological process (GO): protein K48-linked ubiquitination; regulation of Toll signaling pathway
Molecular function (GO): protein binding; ubiquitin protein ligase activity
Source: RefSeq, a predicted model, not a curated record
CCCGACCUGCGGCUCCAGCUCCGGCCCGUCGGAGGUGAACGCUCUGAGGCUUCUCCCCUUGUCGCCCAGUGAGAACUAUCGCCGUCCGCGCGGCCGUGAGGAGGCUGAGGCUGCCCCUUCCCCCCGCUCCCGGCCUGCCGGCGUGGGGUGCCUCUUGUGCGCGUUUCCUUCCUCCCCGCGGAAAUAAUGAAAAAAGUGUGCCACAACUCUUGAUCAGCGACCUGAAGUUUGAGAAGUCUUUAGCUAAGCUCAUGUUUUCUCCUGAUCAAGAAAAUCAUCCAUCCAAAGCACCAGUCAAAUAUGGUGAAUUGAUCGUACUGGGGUACAAUGGGUCUCUCCCAAAUGGAGAUAGAGGGAGAAGGAAAAGUAGGUUUGCUUUAUUUAAAAGGCCCAAGGCAAAUGGGGUGAAACCCAGCACUGUGCACAUUGCCUGUACCCCUCAAGCAGCAAAGGCAAUAAGUAAUAAGGACCAACACAGCAUAUCUUACACUUUGUCUCGGGCCCAGACUGUAGUAGUUGAAUAUACUCAUGACAGCAACACAGAUAUGUUCCAGAUUGGUCGGUCAACAGAGAGCCCUAUAGACUUUGUAGUAACAGAUACAGUUCCUGGGAGUCAGAGUAAUUCAGAUACACAGUCUGUGCAGAGCACAAUAUCAAGGUUUGCCUGCAGAAUCAUAUGUGAACGUAACCCUCCAUUUACAGCAAGAAUAUAUGCUGCAGGAUUUGACUCCUCAAAAAACAUUUUUCUUGGGGAGAAAGCUGCAAAGUGGAAGACAUCAGAUGGGCAAAUGGAUGGACUAACAACAAAUGGAGUUCUUGUUAUGCAUCCUCGUAAUGGAUUCACAGAAGACUCCAAGCCAGGGGUGUGGAGAGAGAUUUCUGUGUGUGGGAAUGUCUUCAGCCUCCGUGAAACCAGAUCAGCUCAACAGAGGGGGAAAAUGGUUGAGAACGAGACGAACCAGCUGCAGGACGGCUCCCUGAUCGACCUGUGCGGGGCGACGCUGCUGUGGCGCACGGCCGAGGGGCUGGCGCGCACGCCCACCGUCAAGCACCUGGAGGCUCUGAGGCAGGAGAUCAACGCGGCCAGGCCCCAGUGCCCCGUGGGCUUCAACACCCUGGCCUUCCCCAGCAUGAAGAGAAAAGAUGUUGUAGACGAGAAGCAGCCGUGGGUGUACCUGAACUGCGGCCACGUGCACGGCUACCACAACUGGGGGAACAAAGAGGAGAGGGACGGCAAGGACCGCGAGUGCCCCAUGUGCCGCUCCGUCGGCCCCUACGUGCCGCUGUGGCUCGGCUGCGAGGCGGGGUUUUACGUGGAUGCCGGACCUCCCACUCACGCGUUCAGCCCCUGUGGACACGUGUGCUCAGAAAAGACAACUGCAUAUUGGUCCCAAAUUCCUCUUCCUCACGGUACUCACACUUUUCACGCGGCCUGUCCCUUCUGCGCGCAUCAGCUGGCUGGUGAGCAGGGUUACAUCAGGCUCAUUUUCCAAGGGCCUCUUGACUAACACAGGUGUUCCCGAGGACUGCAGUAAACUGAUAAGCUAAGCGAUUCUCAUUUUUAAACCGACUGUUUUUCGUAUUCUCUGGGCUUUGCUGGUUUGCAUUAAGAUGAAGAAUUUUUUGGUUUUUUUGUUACAACAGCUAAAUCCCUCUUUAUUGUGAAAAGUCUGGAAAUAGAAGAAAUGGGGGGAGAAUGGGGAGACCUCUUGCUUUUUUUGGUUAAUAACUACUUCUGAAGAGGUGAAGGAAAUGUUGUAGAGUGAACUUCAAUGCCUUCAGUGUAAUGGUUUUUGAAUCACAUGCCCACAGUGUUUGAAAGGUGUUUCAUUCUUUUUGUAUAUGGAGGGUAAAUAGUUCAAAGAACAUUGGUUUACAGCUUGGAUGCGAACAUUGUAAAAUAUAACAUGUAUAUUAACUCUUUUCUAUUUAUCUUUAUUAUUGAAAAUAUUUAGAAUGUUUAGAGAGUAGUAUGGUCAUAGUGUGUUACAUCCAGCAAUUGGAUGUGUAGAGUAGUUCUGGAUGGAGAAGAACGUGGGAUGAAAAUGGUAGAAAAAUCUUUUAAUCUAAAAUACUGAGUUCUUAGAAUAGUUAAAAUGCUUUUUAAACAAAGCUAAUGCAAAUUAUGAUGGCAUAAAGUUGUGCUUUAACCGUGUUGAAAGGUAGCUAAGAAGGACUCCUUAAAAUGUCUUUUUGGUAGGACUGUACUUAAGAUCUGGUUAUGAGGAGAAUAUUUACCAGACUCUUCGAAUAUGCAACUUAGUCUAGAUUAAGGAUUUUUUUCUCCCUUCACGCUAACACUUCUCUUUAUUUAGCAUUAGUGACAUUUGUGAGGGUUUUUCCAAUGUUAAACAUGAACAGAUCAGAAAGAUGAGGCUUGUUCUGUUCCUUGCUGUUUGGGGGUGGGCACAGGGGAGAGGUGGAUGCACCUGGGCAUGUGUGUGGGGAGCAGUUUGUGACUUGGCCACAGUCCCAGCCUGAGAGGGGUUUGUCAGCUGGAUGCUCAGCAGCCUUCCACCUGCUGACUGGUGGGGAGGCCUCAGGCCUGGCCUUUGCCCCUCUGCCAGGUGCAGAUGUUCAUCUGGGCCACAGGUGGGACAGAGGUGGAGCCUGGUAGUCAGGGGAGGAGUCCCUGCAUCCUUGGGCAGCUGGGCACAGCUGGCAGUCUGUUGGGAGAGCUGGGCUGGGCUCAGACCCUCACUGGGAGAUGCUGCUGUGGGCUCUGCUUUCUCUGGUCUCUGCUCUCCUCUUCUCCCCCUCCUUCCCCUCUGGAUCCACCAGAAAAGACCAGUGUACUACAUGCAGCUCUGCUGCCAGCCCACUGUGCUUCAUGGCAGCCUGACCUUUUUAGCAUUGAUUUGAGCUUUUUUGGCCAGCUUCGUACAUUUUUUUCAAAUAUGUACUGUAUAAUUGACAGUAAGAAAAUUUCUGUACUUUAUAGCAAAGCUUUUGUUUUUCUUUGAAGCUCUUCUAAAAUUUUCUUUGUUUAAAGAGACCUGUGUUGCUUAGAUGUCAUGAAUUACUUACUUUGACUGUCAAUUAUUUCUCCAUUUUUAAAAAGAAAUUAUAUAUAUUGUUUGGUUCACUCAGGAAAUGCAUGUGUCAGGAAACCUGUACUAUAAGUUCAGUUAGCUGUCAUGUACAAGUAACUGCUGUUACUCCCUUUCCAUAGAAAUAUAACUGAUUUUGACAUUUUCCAGAUUAUAUGCAUUAAGUCAUGAAACUUAUGCAGCAAGAAAUCCCUGUAUUGUAGUUGUUCUAAUCAUCUUAUUCAAACUAUAGUAUACUGUAGUUUUAAUUUUUAUUUGCAAAUUAAUUUAUUUAAACUACGUGAGUAAACACUUUUCAAAACCAGAAAUUCUGGGAUUGUGGCUUUGUUUUCAAGAGAUGGGAAAGGGCUGGAGAUGGCCCUUCUGUUGUCACCUCAGGUGUCCCUCUGUUCUGCACAUAUGGAUUAAGAGCACAGAGAAGCAGCAGCUGUAAAGACUUUGGAUGUUUUCCCUGGUAAUGGCUUUGAAUGGCUCCUUUCAGAUGUGUCCUCUCAAUGUGUUUUAUAUUUAACUCUGUGUUAAAGGUGAGAUUGCUGUUUAAAUGACACACUUAAAUGAGUAAGUUACAGAUACUGAAAUGUAAGCAAAAACUGAACUAAAUUUUAAAAUGACAAAGAGCUCUUGAUUGUGUCUUCCACAAAGUCUAAUUGACAUUUCUCUGGUCCUGAUCUUGUUGACUACAGGAACAUGAAAAACCAGAAAAGAACAUGAUGAAAGCUACAAAGCAGUAUGAGUAACACAGAGCUGAACUGUGAGCACAGAUGGAGCACAGGAUGGUAGGAGGAAUAUGGGAAGUGCUCUUGGAGGCCCAGCUGGAGGCAGAGCCAGGGGUGCACUUGGGUACAGGCACACCUAACUGCAGAGGGGAAGAGGAGGGGCUCAUGCCCCACAUGCAGCCCUUGUU